Emiliania huxleyi CCMP1516 is the source of this 402-nucleotide messenger RNA. RefSeq lists its product as hypothetical. Lineage: Eukaryota; Haptophyta; Isochrysidales; Noelaerhabdaceae. The record is from RefSeq and is a predicted model, not a curated record. The transcript has 2 exons. Bases 1 to 402 code for a protein of 133 amino acids.
AUGUCCUUUCUCACCAUUCUCGGCACCGCUGCCGUCGUUUCGGCCGCGAUCUUCAUGGAGCUCAUCGCGUGCCUCGCCUUCCCAGUCGAGUCGGGAACCGAGUGGCUGCUCCUCCUGCUCCUCGUCCCGCUUGUCCUUGCGGCCAUUCCCCUGCUGCUGCUGCGCGCGUGUGCCGGCGACAGCCUGUUCUCAGACACGCCAAAGGGCCGUCACUGGGCGGAGUUUGGCUUCGCCUUUUUUGCGACCGGCAUCAUCGGGGUGCCAUCGCUGCUGCUACUUCGAGGACUGAUUCGGUGGGAGGCCUUCGCCCUCGCCCUCGGCGGCCUCGCCCUGCCCGCCAUCACUGCCGCCCUUUCCAGGGUGUGCCAGCGCGCCGACUCCGACCCCUUCAGCUAUCGGUAG